Molecule: messenger RNA, 609 nt
Organism: Eruca vesicaria subsp. sativa (arugula)
Lineage: Eukaryota; Viridiplantae; Streptophyta; Magnoliopsida; Brassicales; Brassicaceae
Source: the annotation of a GenBank genome assembly
AUGGAGAACGCGAACUUGACUUCUCUCCCUCCUUCAAUGCUUCAUAAGAUUCUCUCUAAAGUAGUAAAUACCGGUAUUCGGAACUUUGGUUCUACAAGGAUUGUUUUUCCCGGGUUCAAUGAAGUUGGAAGAGAUGAUCACUUCUAUAGAUCGGCCAGUCUCAUUUGCUUCAAUGACUGGGUAAACGAGGUCAAUGGUAUUCGAGCUUUCAAGCUUAAAUGCUACCGUUUGGGUAAUCCUGAGGCCAUCUACCUGAGAGAUGCUACGCUUAACUUAGCCUUUAGCGUUGAUGGUAGAGGAAUUGUUCACAACUACCCUGCUUUUACUCGUCAACAUGUUGACGAGAUGUUUCAAAUCAUCACUAGUUGGGAAAUCUCAGGCGAUUGGGAUUACGAAAAACCUCCCAUGUUUAUAUCUGUGGCUGAAAGGGUAGAUCCUAAUGUGCCACAUUAUUGCUGGUGCUCCAACCUAGACCCUCCAAUGCUUGUAAUCUCCCUAGAUGGAUCAAGAUUACGGUGGAAAUGCGAUCGUUGUUUCUGGAAUUGUGCAGCUUGGUACUUCUGCUAUGCCAUACACUCGACUGCUCGUGCCUGGCCCACUGAAGAUUAG